AUGGCCGAAAUCAAGGAGCCGUCGCAGCAGAAUGAACAUCCGCUUUUAGACUCACGCCCGCCGGUCACGGACCCCAUCACAUACCUCACCAUCGUCGAAUACAACCUUUCCGAAGAAACCCUACCUAUUCUGCACAAGGUUCUCCAAGAUACUGAACUGAACCAAACGAUUGGCUGGGAUUUGAUUCAUCUGCUACUUCCGCUUUUACCCGCAUCCGAAGAGUGUUUGCAGGACAUUGCGACCAAGGGCAACCCCAGAGAAUGCGUGCUCAAAGUCACCGAAGCGUUGCGCUUACUUGAGUUCGAAGGACGGCAGGAUGAGACGGACGAGGAAGAUGGGGAUGCUGGACCGGGCAACCGCAAAUCAACCAUGGCAGAAGUCGGGAUGGGUGAAUCUAGCUCAAGUCCCGCGUUUCAGAAGACUGAAGUGCCUCCGCUACCUGUUCUAAAAUUCGAAGUACUAUUGGACAUACUUGCUACACUGCAUCGCCGGGUCAAGACAAAGUAUCCCAGUCGAUUUCUCUCUACUAGCUUACAAGCGGUACUUGUUGCAUACAAUAGAGCCAAUACUCAUGUCGAAGAGCUCACCUUGUCGGCCAUCAAAUUUGUCAAGACGCUUUCUGGCACUAAGAGGCCACAUUUACCGUCAAGAAGGAGCAGUGGCAACCUGCUGCGCACCAACACAAACCAGUCUGAGCAAGAUCCGGAAGCGCAGAGCGAAGCUCCAAGCACUGAUGAGACAGAGCUGGUCAAUCGUCUGCUUCAAUCUUUCCUCACACACAUUCUAGAGGACUAUGUCCUGUCUCUGAACUCAGAUGAUGAUGUACCUGGGCUUUCGUGGGCGAGCCGGUUGAUGGAGAAGUAUGAGCCACAUCGCAUACCGAAGAAGCCCAACUACGAAACAUAUGCGGAUCGUUUUGCAAAAGAUGAGGACUUGAUGUCAAGAAGUGCGAUUUUGGGGCAGGUGGUCGCUUUGACACGAGAUCUGGGUUUGGACUACCAAGAGGUGCUACAAACGGUGCUUGAUCCUGAAAUCGAGAAGCGCGGUGUUCCCGGGACCGAAGACGAACCUCCUGCCUCUGCAAAAGAUAUUCCGCUGUCAAGAGCCGGCUCUUUGCUGCUACUUGCGGCGAAGAUUGUGAAACAAGAUCUUUAUGCCUCUGCUAACGCAGACUAUUCGACAGCCAUCUCCAUCUUUCCUGAGCAUGCGACCAUACUUGCUAAUUUUGUUGGCACACUGGGACCUCAGACGGUUGGCCUAGAGCCUGAGGCAUUGCUCGACACCAUUCUCGCACUUGGCCUCAUUGCACUCGAGAAGAACAACGUUGGCGAGCCCAAGGACGAUGAGAGCUUUGCGCAAUACUUGCAGACCAUCUCCCUCAUCUCAUCGAAUACACCAUCGCCCAGUCUCCGUGGCCACGCACACUAUCUCACCACCACAGUCUUGCGCUCACACCCCCACGACCUCGUCCGCCUGACUUUCAUUCGCGACACACUAGAGCACUGUCCUUACGAGAACCUCAAAGCAAGCGCAGUUUCUUGGCUCAAAGGCGAGACUCUCGAAGCCAACGCUCCACAUGCUCCCAACGAAGCAGACGGCACGACGAACAUCUUUGCCACCCCUGUCGCCAUAUCAACAGUCGCACCGUACCUCUGGCCAGAUCUGACAAAGCAAUACUCCUUUACCGAUAUCAGUCUGGAAGACUCGUGGAUGCAGUUCCGCCAAGAACUCGGCUUCUAUGUUGCAGCUCUCAACUUUUACUACUUGCUGCUACAGGCGGAGCACUUGCGUGAAACACUGCGGAUCAAGGAGUUGGCGCAACAGCAUAUUCAAGAGCACUACAUGGAUGUGUUGAAGGCAGCGGCCGUGAGGUUCCAGCAGGAGUUGGAGAAGGGAGGUGGUGCGUUGGCGGAAGAAGGUGAGGGCUUGGACCAGGCAAAGGCGGACGUGGGGUUGUUGCAGAAGGUGGUUGAGUGGGUUGAGACGGAGUUGAAAAAGACGUGA
Molecule: messenger RNA, 2004 nt
Organism: Plenodomus lingam JN3
Lineage: Eukaryota; Fungi; Ascomycota; Dothideomycetes; Pleosporales; Leptosphaeriaceae
Biological process (GO): cellular response to oxidative stress
Cellular component (GO): cytoplasm
Source: RefSeq, a predicted model, not a curated record